GGUACCCUCCAGAGGUCCUCGCGCGGGCACAGUUUCGCGGUUAUUAUGCUGGCCCAGCUGGUUGCCGUGCCUGUCGAGACAAUGAGGAGUUGGCUAGUCACCUUGAUGAAGUUGCAGACGUGUGUCCUGAGCAGACGAGGGCCAAACUAGAUCGAAC
Amoebophrya sp. A25 is the source of this 157-nucleotide messenger RNA. The record is from the annotation of a GenBank genome assembly. NCBI's taxonomy places the organism in Eukaryota, Dinophyceae, Syndiniales, Amoebophryaceae.